AUGCAACGCGAAAACUCCAUCACUGAACCAUCCUCGGCGACUGUCAUCCCAGAAUCGCAAUUAUUUACAUUUAACAGUAACAGUAGUUCAAUGUCGAGCGAUGGAAACAAGAACAAGCGGCGCAAGGGAAAUCCAUCUAAUGCGGACGAGUCUUCAGUUCUAAUAUUUACAAACAUUGCAUUUAAUAUAACAGAGAAGAAGAAGACUAAAUCAUGGAGUAAAGAUAACGUUACCCCUAACAGCAAGUCAUCCGAGACAAUACUGUUGGAAUGGUUGCUUGAACCUGGUAACUAUCAACGCUACCGAGGUACUGGCGGCAAUACGGCCAAGAAUUCGAAGACGCAAGGAAGCAAGGGCAAUUCGAAGGACACUAGAAAGGUGAUACUUACCGAGAUCGUCCGAGAGCUGCACAGUCAUGGUUUAACCCAUCGAACAGCACACCAUGUUUCGUGCAAGUUAAACGAAUGGAUCACCAACUUUAACAAAGCCAAUGACUUGAUUGGAGAGACCGGUGGCGGCGGACCUUAUGGUGAUGGGGCUAUUGACAAUGACGAGAAUGGAGCCGAUGAAGACAAGACGGGUAUGUAG
Messenger RNA from Zychaea mexicana, 588 nucleotides. RefSeq lists its product as uncharacterized. The transcript has 2 exons. Bases 1 to 588 code for a protein of 195 amino acids. The record is from RefSeq and is a predicted model, not a curated record. Lineage: Eukaryota; Fungi; Mucoromycota; Mucoromycetes; Mucorales; Lichtheimiaceae.